AUGGGCUUCCGCUCAUAUGCCACCUACAACACCAACGCAUCUGCUACCCCUCCUUCUCCUCCACCAUCCUCCAGCUCUUCCUCGUCCUCGUCCUCGUCCUCCUCCGUCAACGCGACCGAAAUCUCUCACUUCAACACCCUCGCCUCCUCCUGGUGGGAUCCUCAUGGCUCGUCCCGUCUCCUCCACCUCAUGAAUCCGCUGCGACACCAAUUCAUCCAGAAGAAAUGUCUCAUCCACACACACGAUGAUCUCUCUUCUCAUGGAACGGCAACAGAGACAAAUACGCAAAGGAAAACGAAGAAGCUGAAAUUCCUCGAUAUCGGUUGUGGAGGUGGAAUUUUUGCGGAAAGCGCAGCACGAUUGGCCAUGGCGGAAAGUGUGGUCGGGAUCGAUCCUACACCAGAAUGCAUUCGAGUGGCAAAGGCACAUGCGAGACAGGAUCCGUUGUUGUUGCAGCCGGGGAAGUUGGUGUAUAAGAAUGUUGCGAUUGAGGAGUUGGCUUUGCCUUCUUUCUCUUCUACUUCUGCAUCUAAUGCCGAAGGAAAAGACGGUGAAGAAGCCGGGUUCGAUGUAAUAUCAUUGUUUGAAGUGAUUGAACAUAUUCAACAGCCUGGGCCGUUUUUGGAAAAUGUGCUGAAGCAUUUGAAACCGGGGGGAUGGCUGGUGGGGAGUACGAUUGCGAGGACGGGGACGAGUUGGUUCACGACCAAGUUUGUGGCGGAAGAGGUGUUGAAGAUGGUGCCGAGGGGCACGCAUGAAUGGAGUCAGUACAUCAAUCCGGGAGAGAUGAGAGAGUGGGCGAGAAGUCGACCCGAGCUGGAUGUGGCAGUCGGGAGUCCUGGGUGGCAGCAAAUGGGCGUGGUCUAUGUGCCGGGACUGGGUUGGAAGGUAGUGGAUGGCAGUGAAGACUGGGGGAAUUACUUUUUUGGAAUGAGGAAGGUUGGCAGCGCAGAUGUUUAGUGCAUUUCUGGAGGAGGAGAAGUGUCAUCCUCACACACAAUACCCAGCAAAAAAUAACAUGCCUCCCCAUGGACUAUAUCAAUCUACAAUCGCAUGCAUGCCAACUCCACAACCCAAUAGUUGCCGCUGUAACGCAAUCAACAAGCAAUUUUUGCCGCUCACAUGAGAUGUAUCUUCCACUCCCUUGACUAUGCGAGAACCCUAGUCACCGCUUUUGCCUCUCUUCUUUGCUGGCUCGAGACCAACAGCCGAGUCUGCUUUUCUCUUCCGUCCAUCGCCCGACUGUGCCUUUUCCAGUAGGUCCGCAGCUGCUUCGCCCUUGCCUUCCCCCGAGAGCAUCUCGUUGAUCGAUUGGAGGAACGAGGCUUCUUCGUCCCCACUGAUUCCGGCCUCGGCCAGCUUCUGUACCAGUAUGGUCCUCAGGUGGUCAGGAUCAAUAUCAAUAUCCCCUUCCACAUCAUCUUCUUCACUCUCCCAUUCUCCUUCGCCCUCAUCAUCUUCUUCUCCUUCUUCUCCUUCUCCUUCUCCUUCUACUCCUUCUUCGCCCUCAUCUUCAUCGUCCAUUCCUUGCUCUUCGAGUUGAUCCUCGUAGACCGCUCUUGCCAUGGACUUGGGCAUGCGCUUACUCGCGAUCAGCCCAUCGGUAUCUCUAAAUUUUUCUCGCCAGUCAGGCAGAAGAGCGAACGAGGAGUCUCUCGAUUGCACAGCAGGUGGUGACUUCUGGUAAGAUGCCAUGCGCACCUCUCUGCUCAAAUAAAUCACCGGCUGGGAGUCGCGGUCAACGGGCGCAGACGUCUUCUGUCUCUUGCUGCGCGGUGCGUUGUGAGAGUCACGCUUGCGCUUGGAACCAGACUUUACCAUCUCUGCAGCAUGGCUGGCAUGGUCUCGACGGAUGGGUGCAGGUCGUGGGCCCGAGGUAUCCCAGUAGGCAUCAUCGCCAUACUCUGCGUCGUCCUCGUAGUUAUACAGAUCGUCAUAAUCAUGUUCCACGAUGUCAUAGCCCACGAUAUAGCCUGGAUCCGGAAUCGCAUUCUCUGCUAGUUCGUCCUUCACGCCAUGUUAGCACAGGCUCGGGCAUGGCUCGACGGACUCAUUCGCAUGGCUCUCCCAAGAGAACGGCACAGGCGGCAACACGCCGACGGCUGACAGUGGGAUGCGUUGGACGGAUACACGUACGGCCAACUCGAAGUCAUCUUCCACAUAGAGCCACUCGAAACCGUCCAUUUCCAUAUAAUCGCCGUCGUCGAAGUCGUCCAUGCUCACUCAGGAUAUGUGGACAGCGAUGUUUCCUGGUCGACGCGGCAAGAGGUAGGUAGGUAAGACACCUAAUGUAUGCUUCCCCAGCGGGAAAGUGCGGCCAAUCGGGGAGAGCGAGGGCGCAAGUGCAAGCAGGCAGACAGGCAGACAGGCAGGCGGGCAAGCAAGCAAGCAGCCGUCGAUUCGGGUGACGAGUGGGAGCAAACGUGAUGCGGGUGGUGGGCAGGCAGGAUGUCGGAUGUUGGUUGUUAUGAGAUCAUUGUUGUCGGAGAGACCACGAACGAUAGGUAAUGUAGGUAUAUACCUGUACCUGAAGUAUGUACGGACAGGCGAAAACAAGACCGAAGGAGGUCAUCGGGUGACGAUGACUGUGGCCGGAUCAUUUGACACGAACAUUGCAUGUGGAGGGGAACUGCCGUGUAUUUCUCUCUCGGGGGUGACAGACUCUCUCUCUCUCUGG
Messenger RNA from Sphaerulina musiva SO2202, 2677 nucleotides. Its product is annotated as ubiquinone biosynthesis O-methyltransferase. Gene Ontology annotation, molecular function: 2-methoxy-6-polyprenyl-1,4-benzoquinol methyltransferase activity. Gene Ontology annotation, biological process: ubiquinone biosynthetic process. The record is from RefSeq and is a predicted model, not a curated record. The transcript has a single exon. Lineage: Eukaryota; Fungi; Ascomycota; Dothideomycetes; Mycosphaerellales; Mycosphaerellaceae. The coding region runs from base 1 to 960 and encodes 319 amino acids.